Messenger RNA from Henningerozyma blattae CBS 6284, 6000 nucleotides. It is a transcript of the gene MYO1, whose product is annotated as myosin 1. The record is from RefSeq and is a predicted model, not a curated record. The transcript has a single exon. Lineage: Eukaryota; Fungi; Ascomycota; Saccharomycetes; Saccharomycetales; Saccharomycetaceae. Gene Ontology annotation, molecular function: actin filament binding; ATP binding; microfilament motor activity. Gene Ontology annotation, cellular component: cytoplasm; vesicle; actin cytoskeleton. Bases 1 to 6000 code for a protein of 1999 amino acids. Gene Ontology annotation, biological process: actin filament organization; vesicle transport along actin filament.
AUGACAUCCGAUGCACAUGAUUUCCAUACGGGUAUGAUCGUUUGGAUACCAGAUAACGAUCAUCUGUUUGUAAAAGCUAAAAUCUUAUCCAUGGACAAUGCCUCGUCAAAAGUAACUGUAACAAUACUCUCUGCCAAUACAGAAUCGAUAUUACCAAUAAAUGAAUUACAACCCACAAACCCUUCUCCAACUUUCGAUAAAGUUGAUAACAUGUCUAUGUUAACUCAUUUGAACGAACCUUCAGUACUUUAUAACUUACAGAAUCGAUAUCAAGAUGAUAUCAUUUACACAUAUUCAGGUCUUUUCUUAGUCGCAUUAAACCCUUAUACAAAUUUGAAUCUAUAUUCCAAUGAUUAUAUAAAUAAUUACCAUGGCUCUUUAAAGGAUGAAAAUCCUCCUCAUAUCUUUGCCAUUGCUGAAUUUGCUUAUCAAAAUUUAUUACAAACACAAAUCAAUCAAUCUAUAUUAGUUACUGGUGAAUCGGGUGCCGGUAAGACUGAAAAUACCAAAAUCAUUUUAAAUUAUCUUUCAAAUAUUACUUCAAUAAAUCAUAUGAUCACGUCUACUCCAUCAACUUCAUUUAUAGAAAAUGAUGAUAUGACAUCAACAACCAUUGAAGAAGAUCUCGAUUCACGAUCGUUUGAAAAAAAAAUUUUGAAAAGUAAUCCCAUCUUGGAAUCAUUUGGGAACGCUCAAACGUUAAGGAAUAAUAAUUCGUCCAGAUUUGGGAAAUUCAUAAAGAUUAAAUUUAAUUUGGGUUCUGGGAAAAUUACCGGUAUUAAUAUAGAUUGGUAUUUAUUAGAAAAAUCAAGAAUCAUAUUACAAUCACAAAAGGAAAGAAAUUAUCAUAUAUUUUAUCAAUUAUUAUCAGAAUUAUCUACAAAUACCAAAUUAAAAGAAUCUUUAAAUUUAACUUCUUCAUCUCCAUUAGACUAUAACAUUUUGAAAAAUUCAAAUUUGAAAAUCCCUGGUGUAGAUGAUUUGAAAAAUUUUAAUGAAUUGAAAAAUUCGUUAUUAAUUAUUGGGUUUUCCAGUGAAAUCAUCUUGGAAAUAUUUAAAAUUAUAUCAAUAAUCUUAUUAAUUGGUAAUAUAGAAUUUAAACCAAAUAGAAAUUCGACUUCCACAGCAAAUAACGCUCAAGCGGUCAUCACUUCAGAUUUAAAACCUCUCUUGGAUUUAUUAGGUAUUGAAAAUGAAAUGGAUUUUAAAGACUCCAUUUUGAGACCCAAAUCAAAGGCAGGUAAAGAAUGGGUACAUCAAUCGAAAAAUUCUACCCAAUCAAAAUUCAUCCUGAAUGCCCUAUCAAGAUCAUUGUACGAACAUUUGUUUGCCUUUAUCGUCGAACAGAUUAAUAACAAUUUAAACUCAUCAGAUUCAAAUCCAAAUUCCAAUGAUUUUGCAUCAGAAGAUGAUGAACAUUUCAUCGGUUUAUUAGAUAUUGCAGGUUUUGAAAUCUUCGAUUUAAAUUCAUUCGAACAAUUGUGUAUUAAUUAUACUAAUGAAAAUUUACAACAAUUCUUCAAUAAUCAUAUGUUUAUUUUAGAACAAAAUGAAUAUUUAAAGGAAAAUAUUAAUUGGAAUUAUAUCGACUUUGGUAAGGAUUCUAUAGAGACUAUAAAUUUAAUAGAAAAUACAAAAGAUAAAUCAAUACCCACAGGGAUAUUACCAUUAUUAGAUGAAGUAUCCAUUUUACCAAAUUCAAAUAAUAAUUCCUUUUAUGAUAAAUUAAUCGAUUCUUGGGAUAAAAAAUCUAAGAAAUUUAAAAGAUCCAAAAAAUUAAAUUCAUUUAUUAUAAAUCAUUAUGCUGGUGAUGUAGAAUAUAAUACUGAAGAAUGGUUAUCCAAAAAUAAAGAUCCGUUAAACGAACAUUUAUUAAGUGUCUUAUCAAAUUCAAAUAACCCUCUAAUUCAAUCUUUCUUCAAUACCCAAACGUCUUCAUCAAACUCUUUAAUGAAAAAGAAAAAAUAUAAAACUACUGCUUCUCGUCAUACUGAUCAAUUACAUUCUUUAUUAAAACAAUUAAAUGAUACAAAUCCACAUUUUGUUCGUUGUAUUAUCCCCAAUAAUAAAAAAAUCGCUAAAUCUUUCGAUAGAAAAUUAAUUUUAAAUCAAUUACGUUGUAAUGGUGUUCUUGAAGGUAUCAAGAUAGCAAGAAAGGGAUACCCAAAUAGAAUUUUCUUUAAAGAAUUUUUCCAAAGAUAUAAUAUCCUAUCCAAGACUGAUAAUACAGAUUCCAUCGAUAAUAACACAAUGACUUCUUCAAGACAAAAUUGCGAGAUUUUGUUAAAAUCUUUACAACUAAGCGAUGAAUUAUACAAAAUUGGUAAUACGAAAUUAUUCUUCAAAAAUGGUGUAUUAGCCAAAUUAGAAUUAGAAAAGGAAAAACAAUUAAAUCAAAUCUUAACAAAUCUAAAUGCACAUAUUCGUUCCAAAUUAAUUAGACAACCCAUGGAAAAUAAUUUAAAUAAAUUGAAAUACUCAAAGAUUAUAGGUGCUACUUUUACUAAUUAUAAUAAUUUGAUGUCUAGUGAUGAUUGGUAUAAUUUAUAUAUUAAAUUAAAACCAUUAUUAAAUUCAACAAAGGAAAUAAACAAAUCCAAGAAGUUUAGUGAAAAGAUUAAAUCGUUGGAGUUGCAGAUUAAAGACUUAAAUGAAAAAUUAAUUAAAUCUGAAACCACUGAUAAAGAAAAUGUAUUGAAAUUAAAUCAAUCAAUGGAUGAGAUUAAUUCUUUGAAAAAUCAUAUUUUAGAAAAAAAUGAUGAAUUAGAUAAGAUAAAAUUAGAAUCCGAUGCAACUUUAAAGAAGUGGGAAUCAUUAAACGAAACUAACAAUACCUUAACCAAAGAUUUGAAAUCAAUGACUGAUAAAAUGGAAACAAGAGAAAAGGAAAUUGAAACUUUGAAAAACGAUACUACAAAGAUUGAUGAAAUUAAUACUCAGUUAAAAGAAGCUAAGGAGAAAAUUCUUCAGAAGGAUAAGGAAAUAAUUACUUUGAAGAAUGAUACGUCUGCUGCUGAUAAGUUGGAAUCUCAAUUAAAAGAUUUACAAGCUAAUUUAAUAUCAAAGGAUAAGAAAUCAAAAGAUGAUAAAUCAUUGAUUGAUUCAUUGAACACCAAAAUUACAAAACUUGAAGAAUCUCUAACCAAACGGGAUAAGGAGAUCAUAACUUUAAAGACAAAUACCAAAACAAACGACGACUUAACAAAUAAAUUGAAAAAAUUAGAAACUGAAUUAUCGACCAAGGAAAAAUCUUAUAAAUUAUUAUUUGAUUCUAACAAAUCGUUGGAGACAGAAAUUCAUUCAAUUAAAAAAGUUGUUGCCUCUAAAGAUUCUCAAAUUAAAAAUUUGAAUGAUACAUUAAGUAAAAAGGAAAAUAAUUUGGAUGGAAAAUUGUCAUUAUUAGAGAAAGAGUGCCAUUCUGCUUUAACUAAAAUGAAAACUCUUUUACUUGAUAAUUCUAAAUUGAAAAAUCAAAUAGAACAAUUAACUGAAUCAAAUAACUCUUUGGAAAAGAAACUAUCAAAGAAAGAUGAUGAAUUAGAAAAUUUGAAAGGAAUCUCUAAAAUCCAUUCUGAUGAACUAACAACUAUAACCAAUGAAAGAGAUUCAUUUAUUGAAGAAAAUGAAAAAUUGAUUACGGAGUUGAAAUCGAGCAGAGCUUCAUAUUCUGAACUUAAUAAAAAUUUUAACAAGUUAAGUGAAAAGAUGAAAAAAUUACAGUCUGCAUCUUCUGAUGACGAAUCCUUAUCAAAUGAAGAAUUGCAUGUUAAGAUUAAAUCACUCGAGAAGAAUUUAGCAAACGAGGUAUCAUUAAAUAAGUAUUUGAAUGAAAAAUUAUUCGAAAAAAUUGAAGAAUCAAAACGUCAUAAUAGUUUCAGCUCAUCUCGUUUUAUUAAAUCUGAAAAGAGUAUGCAAGAUUUAUUAAAGAUUAAUGAAGAUUCUGAGCUCAUUGUAGAGGAGUAUAAGAAAAAAUUACAUGAAUUACAAGAAGAUAAAAAAGAUCUAAUGUCAAGAUUAACAUUUACUGAAACACGCUUAGCAUCAUCUUCAUUCGAAUUACAAACCAAAUCAUCCCAAUUAAAUACAUUGAAAACUAUAGUUUCUGGAUUGAAUUUACCUCAUGAUACAAUGAUGACUAUUGAUAGAGAAUUAAAGGAAUCAAAACCUUCUGAUAUUAAUGUAGAAAAAAUCUUACUGGAAAUUGAGCAUUUAAAGAGACAAUUAGAAAUUGAAACCAAAGCUAAAAUUGAUGCAGAAAACUCUGUUGCAGCUUUACAUGAUAAAUUUAAGAGAAUACAAAGAUCUGAUUCAUCAUCUGAAAUCUAUAAAUUAAAAUAUGAAGCUAGUGCUGAAAAGAUUAGAACUCUGGAAAGUAAAUUAUCGAGAGAGCCUUUAAAACCUUUAUCCAAUGUUUCUUCCAACGACUUAUUUAAUAAACGUGAAAGCAUCAGUAAAUAUGAUGAAGAUUUACGUGCUUAUAGAUUAGAAAUUUUGAAUUUGAAGGAAAUCAUGAAAAAUUCUGAUAAGGGAGUAGCUACUCUUCAAAAAAGACUGGAAGAAAAAUCUUUGAAUGAAAAUCUGUUGCUAGAUCGAAUCAAGAUUCUAGAAAAAGAUUUAGACACGACUGAACAUCAAAAUGAAUUAUUAUCGAAAACGUUAACUUCGCAAAAACAACAAAUUGAAAAUAAUUUGAAUGAAAUUCAUCAAUACGAACUACAGCUUAAGGAUUAUGCCUAUGCGCUAAAACAAUCGGAUGAAGAUAUUCAACAAAUGGUAUCUAAUAUUAACUUCCUUAAAGACCAAAUCAAGGAUAAUGAACAAGCCUUGUUCGAUCAUGAAAAUGAAAAGAAUUCUUUAAUAAUGGAAUUGAACGAUACAUCCCUAGAAUUAAAGAAAUCACAAGAUGCGAUUAAGUUAUAUACUUCAGAGAUUUCUCAUUUGAAGGAACGUAUAGUUGAUGCUCAAGACAGAACAAAAGAAUAUGAGGAAAUUGACCAAUUAAGAAGUCAAUUAAAACAAUAUAUGAAAAUAGAAUCUGAGCUAAAUAAGGAAAUAUCUGUGUUGAAUUUUAAAUUAAACACUCUCACAAAAGAUUCUGAAUAUAAGAUAGAAGAAUUAUUAAAACAAACCAAUCAUUAUACUGAACUAGUGGAAAAAUUGGGCUCUGAAAGAGAUAUGCUUGAUUCAACUGGUCAAAAUUUGAAACAAUUAUACGAAAAUGUAUCUACAGAGGCUAGUACCCUAUCUGAUAAUAUGAAAUCAUUAAUCAAUGAGAAUACCAUGCUUUCUGGUGAGGUUGAAAGAUUAGAAAACUUAUUGGAAGAUAAGAAUAAAUUAUUAAAUGAAAUAAAGUAUGAGAAUAAUGAUUCGAAAAACUCAAUUAAAUAUUUGCAAGAAACUUUAGAAUUAAGAAAUAAACAAACUGAAAGAAAUGAAGAACUAUUGAAAUCGUUACAAGAUCAACUUGACGAAUUCAAGGAAAAUUACAAUGAGGAAAAACAAAAUGCCUUAGAGUUUGAAGAGGAAUAUAGAUCUGUUGAUAAAUUAAACCAUCAAUUAACUUUGAAGUAUAAUACUCUAAGGGAUCGUUUGAAUGAUACCAGAGAAAGAGACCAAUGGUUAGCCAAAAUUCACGAACUUGAAACAAAGAUAUCUGAGGAAACAGAAUUAAAAUAUGAAGAGAUUAAGAAAAAUAAAAAACUUGAACAUAUAAUCGGUGAUUUACAAAGAGAAAAUUUAAUGAGUUCUAGUAUAGCUGAUAAAGUAGAAGAUGAAAGAAAAAACUUUGAGUCUAGUGCUUCUCAGUACGCUAAUCACAUCGAUGAAUUGGAAUCUCAAAUAGCCAAACAAGAAAUUGAAAUCCGUAAAUUGUCCAGAGAUAAUUUAUUUUUACAAGAUAGAAUACCUGAAAUGGAAAAAGAAGUAUUUUAUUGGAAGGAACGUUACAACAAUUCUAUAAUUGCUGCGGAAGACAUUACUUUUGAAGAGGUUGCCGCAUAA